Messenger RNA from Carcharodon carcharias (great white shark), 4417 nucleotides. RefSeq names its product Mov10 like RISC complex RNA helicase 1 (gene mov10l1). The transcript is spliced from 26 exons. NCBI's taxonomy places the organism in Eukaryota, Metazoa, Chordata, Chondrichthyes, Lamniformes, Lamnidae. The record is from RefSeq and is a predicted model, not a curated record. Bases 1 to 3810 code for a protein of 1269 amino acids. Gene Ontology annotation, molecular function: helicase activity.
AUGCUCUCCCUCUUAAUGAAAGCUGCGGCCUUCUUCUGGAGGAAAGCUGAUGAUGAUUUGGAGCAGGAUAAAUAUGAAACUGCAGAUUGUACAGAGUAUAAAAAUGUACUUGGAGCUACUGUGACCAGGUUUUGUGGUAAAUAUGGUUUAGUUGAUGACUCCAUCUACUUCACUUCUAAUGAUGUGCUGGGAGGUAUGCCUUUGCAAGUUGGCCAGAGGGUGAACAUAGUAGCCCAAAAGAAUGAGACUUCGGGAGGUUGGAAAGCAGUCAAGGUGGAACCUGUAACUAGUCAGUGGGAUGACGGUACUUGUGGUAUGUGCUCAAAUCCUCCAGCAGAAAGAGAGACUCUCAAUCUGAUGGGCAUUGUAACUUCAUGCACCAAGGAUGGUGGCUACAUUAAUGAAACUACUUAUUUCUCCAUGGCGGAUGUAUGUGAAGGUUUCCAGCCCUAUAAAGGUGACUGGGUACAGGCACAAUAUUCUAUUGAACAAACAACUUGGAAAAGUCAAGCCUACGGUGUGAAGCCCCUUAGGUAUAAAAGAGUAGAUAAAGUACCAAUAACCAGAAUUCUUCAUCGCAGUGGUGUAGUGGAUGACGUUGUAUUUUUCACACUUGAUUCUCUCCAGCUACCACGCUAUUAUGUACCCAAAAAGGAUGAUUUGGUCAAUCUUGUGAUUAUUGAAAGUAAUCAGUCUUUAUAUCAAUGGAGAGCUUUAUGCAUCGCACCUGCAGAGAAAGAAAGUUUAUCAGUUCCUUCAGUGACAAACAUGGAGUUUGAACAAAUUAACUUGGAGUUCUCUAACAAAGAAGGAUUGGAAGUUGCCAGGGAGAUCAACUUUGGUACCAUCAAGCAAGGAGAGAAGAAAGACUUGAUGGUGUGGAUUGAGAACAAAGGGAAAGAGAUCUAUAGCCUUCUGAACUACAAGCUGGCAGGGUGGGAGAGAGGAAAUCAGUUCUUUCUGGCAUCACCACAUUUAGUUACCAUCUCUGAAAAUAAAGCCAUACAACAACAGAGUCCCAUUAAAUUUGAACCUAACUGUAGAAUGACUCAAUCCCAGUCAUUACAUAUGGUCCUCGGUUGUUCUCUUCCCAAGGCAUUGGGUCAGCCAGAUUCUAAGUACCCCUACGUGACACUCGAUCACACUAAUGUACCUACACCUUGUGAGAUAACCUCACAUCAACCAGAUGUUUCACACAGUCCACAAAGCACUCGAGAGAAAUUGCUAAGCAACCUGCCAUCAGUCUCUUCAAGUUCAGCAAAUCAGCUAAAUUGUCUGCAAACUUGUGAUGAUGCGGAUGGAAAAUGUGAAAAAGUGAAACAGGAACUCAGUACAAAUGCAGAAAUUGGUGAAACAGUACUGCAAAUACUACCUGGUGGAAAAGCCUACAUUAACGUAGUGUGUGAAGCAAAAAAUCCUGGUCGUUGUAAAGAUCUUCUCUUACUUUAUUUUAAUGAUUUUGUGAUGGGAUGUUAUGUUGAGGUGGAUGUGAAGAGUGAUGAGGAGUCUCUCCUUGAGCCGAGAUCCCGAUAUCAUCCCAUGCAACCCAAAUCCCUUCAAACAGAUCAAAAGGAAACCAACUUCAUGGUUGUGAGCGUGAAAAAUCCUGCAAGACUGGCCAGAAGACACAUACCUAGCUUUCUUCCACAGUAUGCUAUACCUGAGAGAUUGAAGGAGUGCAUUGAAAAAGGUGCGGAUGUCCUGACUAUUCAGCCAAAUUUGUCAGAGGCUCUGAGCAUGGCAAAAUAUAAAGACCAUUUUUCAACUCUUCUCUGGCUGGAAGAGAUCAAAGCUGAGAUGGAGAUAAGGGAAUUUAACAUGAUCGCAGUAGCUUUGAAAAAGCAAGGAGACUUCCUAAUUCUGGAGGUGCCAGGGUUGGUAGAAGGCCGCCCAUCUGUAUCUAUUGGUGACCGAAUAAUAUUAAAGAAUUCUUGUUAUACAGAAGCUGAAGUGCGAUAUUCUGGCUUUGUAUCUGAGGUGUAUGAAGAUGAGCUCAUGCUGAAGAUUAAUUCUUCAUUUCACCAGUCCUAUGGAGGGGAACCUGUGGAUGUGGAGUUUACGUAUAACAGAAUCUCAACCAGGAGAUGUCAGUUUGCUGUGGAACAAGCUUUUCAUCUUGGUGAAGCAGUUUUGUUCCCGGAGAAUAUUGUGGCAAAAACUCCACAGACUGUUACUACAUGGGAUGAUAUUGACACGAUUGUGUCAAACAGAAAGAGUUGCUGCAGGUCACAAGACCAGACUAAGACAGAAAAGGAUGUGGAUGCAAAAUUAAGUUGUUCCUGUACAGGUAAGAAGGGCUCCUGCCAUGACAGUGGGAACAAAGUUAUGAAGGAGAGAACAACUGAAAUGAUGCAAGUGUCUGAAGGAUUGUCACUUACUGCACAGGCUGGAAAUGGAGGAAAUCGUGUAGGUGAACGAUCCAGUGGGCAAGAAUUUAACUUUUUCAACUCGCUGCUGAAUGAAUAUCAAAGGUCUGCAGUCAAGAGGAUCCUCCGUGGUGAAUGUAGACCAACACCAUAUAUUCUCUUUGGACCUCCUGGCACUGGAAAAACGGUCACUAUCCUCGAAGCCAUCCUGCAGAUUCACUUUACUUUGCCAGACAGUCGGAUAUUGGCUUCCGCUCCAUCCAACAGUGCUGCUGACCUACUGUGUUUACGUUUACAUGAAAGCAAUUUGCUGAAGAAAGGAGACAUGGUGCGAGUUAAUGCCACAUGCAGACCUGGAGAGUACAUACCCGAAAUUGUACAACUGUACAGCAAAGAUGGAGAAGAUCUCUGGGAUGCAGCACGCUACAGGAUCAUCAUCAGCACAUGUAGUACAGCCGGAUUAUUCUACCAGAUUGGAUUAAGGACUGGACACUUUACUCAUGUUUUUGUUGAUGAAGCUGGUCAAGCUAGUGAACCUGAGUGUCUCAUUCCUCUGCUGCUAGUAUCUGAGGAAGAUGGACAGAUUGUGCUUGCUGGUGACCCAAUGCAGUUGGGGCCAAUAAUAAAGUCUAGAAUUGCUACAGCUUAUGGUCUACCUAUUUCACUUCUGGAACGAUUAAUGACACGGCCUUCGUACUCUAGAGAUGAAACUUUUGGUGCAUUUGGAUCCUACAAUCCUCUCUUGGUGACAAAACUAGUGAACAGUUAUCGGUCACAUUCAUCUUUACUUGACCUGCCCUCUAAACUGUUCUAUCAUCAAGAGCUAAAGAUGUGUUCAGAUCAGUCUGUGGUCAACAAGUUUUGUAACUGGGAAAAAUUGCCCAGGAAAGGCUUUCCAAUAAUUUUUCAUGGAUUGAGGGGAAAUGAAAUGAGGGAAGGUAGCAAUCCAUCAUGGUUCAACCCUAAAGAGGCAGUUCAAGUAAUGCGUUAUUGCUGUCUCCUGGCAAAACACUGCACGAACCCAGUACAGCCUUCUGACAUUGGGGUCAUUACACCUUACCAAAAACAAGUACAAAAAAUCAGAAUUCUUCUCCGAAGUGGUUACCUCUCUGACAUAAAGGUUGGAUCUGUUGAAGAAUUUCAAGGCCAGGAGAAACUAGUCAUAAUUGUGUCAACAGUGCGGUCCAGUGAAGAAAAUCUGUGUGAGGAUACUCGUUAUGUUUUAGGGUUCCUUUCCAACCCCAAAAGAUUUAAUGUGGCCAUCACAAGAGCAAAGGCAUUAUUGAUUGUGGUUGGAAAUCCACAUAUUCUCCUCAAGGAUCCAUGUUGGGGUGCAUUUCUGGAAUACUGUGUUGUAAAUGAUGCAUAUGUUGGUUGCAAUCUCCCACACGAAUUCUUAGUUCAGCAGGGAUCUGAUGCAUCUGUAUCCAGGAAGACCUGCUAAAAUAUUGUUUUGUUUUGGAAGUUGCUUCAUUUUUUAAAAGAGAAAUACCUCUUCAGAGGAAUGUGUUGCCAUCACUUUUUUUGCUGUUUCUAAAGUUUUAAACUGAUCGGUUGAAGCUAAUGGUCCUUUAACCCAUUUCUAGAAGAAUAUUAAAAUUUGAAUUUGGUUAACUCAAAUUAGUUUUACAUCAGAGGUGUGUAUAAAUGAAUAUAUUCAGCAAUGGGUUAAUUGUUCAUGAACUGUCUGCAGCAACAUUGCUCUGGUUGAGGUUUCUAUCAUGGGUACAUCUGAAGACUCAUGCACAUUUUCUUCACAAAGCUGUUUCUUAACUCAAAACUGGGCCACAAGGUGGAGUACUAAUGCAAGUCAGAAUGCUAUAUCUCAUUGCUAAGGGGAAGGAUAGGAGAAAUGUGGGAGUGCAAAAUACACUACAACUGUAUCACCAACUAGUCCUGCAGCUAUAUUGACAGUAGUUAUGAGGAAACCUGCAACUUGCAAACCUUUUUAAUGAAUCAGGUGUGCUCCAUCGACAAUGGAUGGAAAUGCUCAAUACAUGAUUGUUCAUCAUCAAUCUGAUGCGGUGGCUCUUAGCUGAUCUGCUCCCCUU